AUGGUUCUCGCAGUCGAUCUCCUCAACCCCACCCCUCAGGCCGAGGCCCGCAAGCACAAGCUGAAGAUGCUUGUCCCCGGCCCUCGCUCCUUCUUCAUGGACGUCAAGUGCCCCGGUUGCUUCACCAUCACCACUGUCUUCUCGCACGCCCAGACCGUCGUUGUCUGCGCCGGCUGCUCCCAGGUCCUUUGCCAGCCCACCGGUGGUAAGGCCCGCCUGACCGAGGGCUGCUCUUUCCGCAGAAAGUAA
Molecule: messenger RNA, 249 nt
Organism: Aureobasidium namibiae CBS 147.97
Lineage: Eukaryota; Fungi; Ascomycota; Dothideomycetes; Dothideales; Saccotheciaceae
Exons: 3
Coding region: 1-249 (82 amino acids)
Biological process (GO): translation; ribosomal small subunit assembly
Cellular component (GO): cytosolic small ribosomal subunit; ribosome
Molecular function (GO): structural constituent of ribosome; RNA binding
Source: RefSeq, a predicted model, not a curated record